CUGUUGGAUCUGUUUUUAGAGUCUAGUGCUAGGACGGUCAGCACGUGGGGAGGAGAGAGACUUACAGAGGGGGACACGUUGGGAUUGAGUCGGGCCCAGGUUAUAGAUAUCGUUUAACUAUAAUUCACGGUGGCGGUGCGGGAUAAAAAUAAUCACGGUGUAGCUGCUAGGGUCCUGAGGAGAUGCCGCUGAGGUUCCGGUCCUUCGUCCCGUACACACUGCCAGGGGUACUGGCGCUGAUUGGCUGGUGGUGGUACAUCUCCCGCAAGAAAGGUCGAAUCACCAGCCACGAUUCUGAGGAGGGGGCGGUGCCGGGGGCCCUGGGGCUGCUGUCGUCGCCCAGCGAGGGCAGCAACGGGACGGCGGAGAGGGGGCCCCGCAGGAAGCCCAGCCGGGGCCGGUUCCGGGUGCAGGAAGAGCCGCCGCUGGGGCAGGAAGUGACCGCCGAGGUGCACGCCCCCCUGUGCGCGGCGGGCGAGAGGGCGGACGUCCCCGCCCCCUCUCCCUCUGCGCUUCCCCUGGAGACCGGCGGAGGUGAAGCCGCCGGACAUAGGAACUCCGACCUAAGGCCGGUCGCCGCGGAGACGGCGGAGGCGAAGGUCGCGCACCCGAGGCCAGAGAAAGGGGACGCGGGCGCGGGCGCGGGCGAACUGCCGCCCGGCGCCCAGGAAGCCGCUGGCGACGCCGACUCCUCCGCGGUCGCCAUUGCCGGGAGCGGCCGGGUCCCCGUCGCCGAGGCCGAGCGGUCGACGUCGGCCGCGCCCGACGCGGCGCAGGCCAGCGCCGUGAGGCCCGAGCCGGAGGGGGAGGUGGCGGCAGACAGAACGCCGGUGCCUUGCGCCGACGCUCCCCCUUCCAAAGAGGCCCCCAAACCCGCCCUGCAGGCCCCCAUACCCGCCCAGCAGGCCCCCUUACCCGCCCAGCAGGCCCCCAUACCCGCCCAGCAGGCCCCCAAACCCGCCCAGCAGGCCCCCAUACCCGCCCAGCAGGCCCCCAACCCGCCUUGCAGGCCCCCAACCCGCCUUGCAGGCCCCCAUACCUGCAGCCCAUUCCCAGCAACCCAACCCCCGCAGGCCCCCAUACCGCCCUGCAGGCCCCCAUACCCGCCCUGCAGGCCCCCAUACCCGCCUUGCAGGCCCCCAUACCCGCCCUGCAGGCCCCCAUACCCGCCCAGCAGGCCCCCAAACCGCCGCGGCCCAUCCCACAGCCCAUGCGCCCGCAGCCCCAAACCCGCCUUGCAGGCCCCCAAACCCGCCUUGCAGGCCCCCAUACCCGCCUUGCAGGCCCCCAUACCCGCCUUGCAGGCCCCCAAACCCGCCCAGCAGGCCCCCAUACCCGCCCAGCAGGCCCCCGUCUCCACGGAGACGUUGGUUAGCGCGACAGCCGCGCCGACCACGGCUGCAACGAUGGCCACAUCGGUCGCCGCGCUCCCCCCCUCUGCCCCUCCCGUCGCGGCAGCGGAAGCGGGGCGGCUCGGCCCCGCCCAGGAGAACGGGCUGGCGGCGGCGGGGGCGGAGGAGGAGCCGGCGGAAGGAGCCGGAAGCGCGGGGGAGAUCGAGCGGCUCGCCGCCGGGCUCAUCACGGAGGUCAUCUUGGCCGCCGCGCAGGAGGUACUGAUAGUCAGCCGGGGUGAGGGCGGGGCCGGGGGCAGGGCUUUGUGUCAUAGCCAGAAAGAUGAGGAGGAGGAGGAGGAGGGGGAGGAGAGCGGGGUCGUCUGGGAGCCCAGCAGCAGCACCCCCGUAACCAAUGGGAGGCCGUGCGCCUCGCGAGACACGCCCACGGAGGAGAGCCCCCCCUCAAAGGGGCGGUCCGAGUCGGGGAUGGAGGAGGGGGGGUCGUCGUUGUCCUCGACGACGAACUUGGCGACGGCAGCCGGCCUCCGGCUUUCCGACGCCGGGGGGGAGGAGCUGAACGGCUGCCUGGCCCCCCCGUCGUGGGAGGAGCCCGCCGGCCCCAGCCAGCGGGUGGAGCCGGGGAGCCCCGCCCCCUGCGCGGAGGCCACGCCCCCGAGCCUGAGCAAGCUGCGGGCGGAGGACGGCGUGGUGGGGGGGGCGGCGGCGGCGGAGGAUUCGGGGUGCAGCACCUGCCAGUCCGAGGAUGGGGCGAGCAGCGAGGACCUGCUCCACAGCACGGGGCUGUCCUGCCCCGCCCCGGCCGGCCGGGACCGCCUGCUGCACCUCUCGGGGAUCUGCCGAGGCAGGACCCCCGAGGGCCCGGGCGGGCGGGGCCUGGAGGGGGCGGGGCUGAACGGCGCGGGCCUGGGGAACGGGACGCUCCUCUCCGGCGAGACGGAGGCGGACCACUCCGGAGGUUCAGAUGUGAACAGUAUGGACAGUGUGGACAGUGGCUGCACUCUGGGGGCAGGAGAUGGUCCCAGUGGAAGCACACAGAGUUCAGAGCUCAUCAUCUGGGAGAUCGAGGUGCCAAAGCAUCUGGUGGGCCGAUUGAUCGGGAAACAAGGGAGAUACGUGAGCUUCCUGAAACAGAGUUCCGGAGCGAAGAUCUACAUCUCCACCCUGCCUUACACACAGGAGUUUCAGAUCUGUCACAUAGAGGGUACGCAGCAGCAGGUGGACAAGGCCUUGGCCCUCAUAGGGAAGAAGUUCAAAGACUUGGACCUGACCAACCUGUAUGCCCCGCCCCCUCUUCCCCUCACCCUGCCCUCACUGCCCAUGACGUCCUGGCUGCUCCUGCCUAACGGGGUGACGGUGGAGGUGAUCGUGGUGAACAUCGUUUCGGCGGGGCACGUGUUCGUGCAGCAGCACACGCACCCCACCUACCACGCCCUGCGCAGCCUGGACCAGCAGAUGUUCCUGUGCUACUCGCAGCCCGGCACCCCCGCCUUACCCUCGCCCGCCGAAGUGGGUGUGAUCUGCGCAGCUCCUGCAGUUGAAGGCGCGUGGUGGCGAGCGCAGGUCAUCUCCUUCUACAAGGACUCCGGCGAGGUGGAGAUCCGAUACGUGGACUACGGCGGCUACGACCGAGUCAAGAUCGACACGCUGCGGCAGAUCAGGUCGGACUUUGUAACGCUGCCGUUCCAAGGAGCUGAAGUUCUGCUGGACAACAUCGCACCCCUUCCUGGUGAGGAGAGGUUUUCGGCCGAUGCCAGCUCCGCCCUGGAGGAGAUGACCCGAGGCGUGGCCUUGCUAGCACAGGUGACUAACUAUGACAAUAACACCGGACUGCCCCUGGUGCAGAUGUGGAACAUGGUGGGGGAGGAGUUGGUGUCGGUGAAUCGCACUCUGGCUGAACGAGGGUUUGGCACCUGGGUGGACAGCUUCUGAUCCCUGCUGACCCCGCCCUGAUGCCCCCCCCCCCAUCCCUUCCCCCCCCCCCCCCCCCACACUCCUCUCUGCCCUGCACGCCCUCCUGGUCACCGCACACUGGAGUUUGGCACCUGUUCUGGGCAGACCCCCCCCACCCUCCCUCAUCGGAGCGUACGCACCACUGGUUUCCCCCUCUGCAGUUUUUUUGUUUUUCUUUUUUCAAGUCUCUUGAGUUUGCACUUUUUUUUUUUUUUUUUUUUACCUUGGGAGCAGUCUUUGUCUUUUCCUCUCCCUAAUCUUGAAUUAAAUCCACGUCUAAGGAUUAUCAACGAAUGAAUUUUGCCACUUCACGCCCCUCCCCCCACGUCAGAUGUCCCCAAAAAAAAACAAAAAAACAAAAAAAAGAAGGAAAAGAAGAAAAAAGUACUUUUGAUCCUUGGUAUUGUAAAUUUCACAAAAAGAGAAAAGAAAUCUUAUAGAGUUAACUGAAUAAAGGUUGAUCAUAACUCCGUCCUACCUGGAGUCUGCUUCUGGGCCUCUGACUCACCUGUAGGAGGCGUGUCUCACCCGUGCUGACCCCGCCCCCCCCCCCCCCGCUGCACCGGGACUAACCGCCGCAGUACACUGCAGGAAUACACCGCCAACCGCCACCGCCAACCGCCACCGCCCCGCCUCCUGUGUUUCUCUCUCAGGACGGCAGCCGUGGGGAUGUUUUUAAGGAUCGGGGUUUCCACCGUGUCCGCUGUCGGGGUCUCUCUGGCAUGCUGGGAUACGUAACGGAUGUUUUUACAGAAAUGGCGGCAGGCUGCGGCGAGGUUGCCGGGCGGACAUUUUGGAUUUGUGGCUUGGGUCGUGGAAGAGCGGGCAGCCGACUCACUGCACGGCCCUCCUUAUCCUCUGUCCCGUACGGGCCUACACAUCACUGUGGCCUUAUGGGUAAUUCAUCUGUGAGGUCAGCGACUACAGGACCCCUGUGAGAGCUCGGUGUGUGCUUGUGUGUGAGAGAGCUCGGUUUGUGUGUGGUGUGUGUGUGUGUGUGUGUGUGAGAGAGCUCGGUGCGUGCGUGCGUGCGUGAGAGCUCUGUGUGUGUGUGACAGAGAGCUCGGUGAGUGUGUGUGUGUGUGCGCGCGCGUGUGUGAGAGCUCGGUGUGUGUGUGUGUGUGUGUGUGUGUGCGCGCGUGUGUGUGUGUGAGAGCUCGGUGUGUGUGACUGGCAGCAGACCGCCGUGCUGUCCUGGCGCUCCUGCUCGUGUGGCGGUUCAGGAGGAGGGACGUCAGCGACGUCGGUUUCCCUCCUUUUUAUUCCCCCUUUAUUCAUGGUCCAGUUACCUUGUUAACAUCGUGCGAUCAGGUAGCAACCCGGCUGGUCUGCCUGGAGACUCGGCGGAGGUGAUUUUUCAUUGGCUCACAGGCCAGCCGUGUCAUCACAGUGAGAACAGUACCUGAACAGCUAAUGGGCCCAGAGUAAUAAUGACAGUGAGCACUGUCUGUAUUCUGUGUGUAACCCUGCCCCGCCCCCCCCCAUCAUCCUCAUAUCACCCAGUCACACUCAGUGUCUCAUCUCUUAAGCUCCUCCCCUUCACACUAAUUGGUUUGUUUCUCCCAGUCCUGUAGGAAGUUUCUUGGUGACUGUCGUAGGCUCUCCAGGUCUCCAAAUUGUUUGCGUCUGUGAACCGCGUCUGUAGGUGGGAGGGUGUGACUUCGGCUUUUUUUUUUUUUUUUAAACGUGACUGAAUGUAUGCAAACCAAUAUUUUCUGUGGUGGGACGUGCACUGCGAAUGGAGGGAUGUGAUUGGUCAGCUUUUUUCCCUCCCCUACCGUUCCCGCGGCUGGUUCGACUGCGCAUUUUUCCCGUUUUUUUUGAUACACUGGCUGUUCUCGUGUUUUGGAGAUGCAGCACAGAACACCCUCGUCACCUGACUACUGGCUCUGCGCUCCGAUUGGCUGCGUCCCGCACCCUGCGCUACGAUUGGCCCACAGCUUGUUUCUCCUCACCUCUCUGUAGAAUUUCAAGAUCGUCAUUAGCCCUAUCGCUGUGCGUCUCACGCCUAAUGUUCAUUUCCUGUUCGUUCAGGAAGUGGUGUCGGCUCCACCCCAUCGUACGCAGUCACCCUCACUCACCUACAUGUUGGCGUUGAGCCAUAUCUGACUUUCUGGAGAUCGGCCGUUAAAGAACUCCGAUUGCACGUUCCUUUAAGGACCAUCCCCAUGCUCAAUAUGCAGCCAAUCCCGGGUUAGUUCGGUAUUUGGGGAAACUCCUGUUCACGUGGUCAGUGUCAUCCUCACUCAUUUACAUUUCGGCUUCGGCCACAUCAGUUAUUCUCGAGCAGCAAACAGCGUUUAUGUUUGUUACAUUUUUUUUUUUCCCCCUUGAAGAUUUUGGAUUUUAUCCAAUUCAUUCUCGUACACCAAAAAUGUCUGUAGAUCCAGGCUGACUGCUUUGGAUCCAUGGCUUUGCGUGCUUGCUUGACGUAGGUCCUCCAUUUAACUGGCACCCGUGUUCAUGUAGAAACUGACAGCUUGGCCACGUAAAAAAUCAGAACUUUAAUGAGAGUUUUAAGUUCUCAAAUGCUAAAGGCUAAAAGCCCCCCCCCCCCCCCCCACCCCCAUGCUUGGCUCUGGAAACGCAACGGGUGUCAUUACUGUGGUAGGCGUCUGUCUUGGGGAAUCGGUGUCUUGGGGGGGAAAAACACUAUUUGAACCUUUUAACUCUAAUGUACCUCUGCUCUUUCCGUAGAGUCCUUCUUAACACAGAAACACUUGGUGCAUUUUAAUGACUGACUCUCACAGUGACUCCGUGGUUGCAGUGGAAGGUAUGGGAUUUUUUUACUAGUGCUGACCCAGAGAUAGGCUUCACACAUCCCAUAAUGCACAGAGCUACCGUGUAACUCCAGGCAACCGGUCCAAUGAUUACAAGGCAAAAACACUGUGAUUGGUUCAAAUCGGCGAGUCGCUGCUGAGGCGAGGUGGCUCCGCCCCCCCCGGCUCUCGCAUCACUAAUUUAUAUCGAGAUCGCCCAGCUCUUGCAGCGGAGGGAUUUAAGUAGCGGGUUUUAGACUCUUGUGUCGGGGUCGAAGGUCAAACCGGACAAAGGGAUCAGGAAAUCUGCCUGUUGUUAAAUGUUGUGAAUACUGAACUUAUUUUUAUAUGAAGAUUUCAACUCCGUAUUUGACUGAGCUGAUUUGGCUUUAUCGCGAGUCAAAUCGGUACCUGGUGUGUGUAAAAAAUUAAAAAAAAAUAGAGUCCCCCCCCCCCCUUCACCCUACACCCCCCUACUCCACCCAGACCCAGUCCCAUCUGAUUCAUAAGGCCAGGGGUCCUUGGACUUGAGCAGCUGUGUGUAAAUACAAUAUUUCACUGUACUUUUGUAAAACACAGAAGAAUAUAAGGAAUUAAAGGGAUCAUUCUGUUCUAGUCCCCCCCCCCCACCCCCCUCCUAUUCCUGCCCCCGUUGUUCUCUGCUGUAGGACUGGUUUGAAGUGUUUGCUUAGCUAGAUAAUGAAUAGUUUGAUUAUUUAAAAAACGUGUGUAUAAGCAAUCCUGCCCCAAGCAUCCACAUGUACAGGUCAGAUUUUGCUAGGCUUGUGAAAGGUUUGAUUCUUGGUUGUACAGAUCUAUAAAAAAGAGAGAAUAAAACUAUUAAAUAAG
This is a messenger RNA of Anguilla rostrata (American eel), 6913 nucleotides long. It is a transcript of the gene akap1b, whose product is annotated as A kinase (PRKA) anchor protein 1b. The transcript has 11 exons. The record is from RefSeq and is a predicted model, not a curated record. Gene Ontology annotation, molecular function: RNA binding; protein kinase A regulatory subunit binding. NCBI's taxonomy places the organism in Eukaryota, Metazoa, Chordata, Actinopteri, Anguilliformes, Anguillidae. Gene Ontology annotation, cellular component: membrane; mitochondrion. The coding region runs from base 183 to 3284 and encodes 1033 amino acids.